This is a messenger RNA of Malassezia sympodialis ATCC 42132, 1137 nucleotides long. RefSeq lists its product as uncharacterized. The record is from RefSeq and is a predicted model, not a curated record. The transcript has 2 exons. NCBI's taxonomy places the organism in Eukaryota, Fungi, Basidiomycota, Malasseziomycetes, Malasseziales, Malasseziaceae. Bases 1 to 1137 code for a protein of 378 amino acids. Gene Ontology annotation, biological process: lipid metabolic process.
AUGGACUGGCUCAAAGCGACUUGGGCCGACUUGCCGUGGUCGUAUACCGGACUCGUGCUACCGCGCUCUCUGAACCCAGCCUAUGUGUUGGUGCCACAUCUACCACGCUUUUUGGAGCUCUUCCCACAGCUCCAAAUGCGUGAGAAUGUUUGGCAGCACUGGUUUGGAUCCCUGGGAUUCCAGGUGCAGGCGUACCCUGUCACGCCCUAUACCCUGGAAGCCUUUUGUGACGAGUUCCUUCGCCUGGUGCUAGACCUGGUACUAUUUCAGAUUUUGUGGAUCCAGCCAAGUCUGAAUGUUUUGAAGCGCGGGGCGUCGCCGGCAACACGCCGCCUUCUGGUGAUCCUACACAUCAUGGUACUCUUGCCCUGGGCCGUGCUUGGCUCCGGUGGCCAAUCGAGGAUGACCAACUAUUUACGCGCUGCUUUGGCUUUUCGCUCCAGCUUGCUUCUCUGGGAUAUCUUCAUGAUCCGCCCCGUUGCCGAAGUUCGGUCAUGGUCCGCGGCGCGCACGUUUGCGCAGGUAUGGCUCUUUCCCGUCGAAGUAGCUGUUCUGGCGAAGCGCCCUGGUCCCCAGCGUCCGCGUCUCCACUGUCUGCGGGAAGUGGGUAAGGGCCUUGUGUCCGUGCUGUUCGUGCAGCUCUGCCUACUUUUCUUCCCGCCUAUUGAAGUGGUGCGCGAGAUGCCCAAGUAUCAAUACAUGUGCUAUGGGCCCUUUAUGGUGGUUGGCCUGUAUGCCAUGCUCUCGUCUACUGGGAUGUUUUUGGUAAACAUGUCUGGGCUGGUGGUUGGCAUCGAGCAGGCGCCUCUCUUCGAGAACCCGUUUUUCACCACAAGCGUGCAGCAGUUCUGGUCGAGAUGGAAUCGCGCCGUCUCUACAGUGUUGCACCGUGUUGUGUUUGGCAGUCUGAGCACAGCCCGCCCCAAAAAGAAGCAGAGCGACUCGUCGCCCAAGCGGCCCCCGUCGCUCGUGCGGUUCGCACAGACAUCGCUUAUGGCGAUGGCCACAUUCCUCGUGUCUGGCCUGUUCCAUGAAUUCCUCCUCUUAUGCUCGACACCCGGUCUCUAUGGCUGGCAGACGCUGUUUUUCCUGCUCAAUGGCCUGUUGGCCGUUUCGGCGACUGCGAUCGCCCGGUAG